Molecule: messenger RNA, 1748 nt
Organism: Frankliniella occidentalis (western flower thrips)
Lineage: Eukaryota; Metazoa; Arthropoda; Insecta; Thysanoptera; Thripidae
Gene: CngA
Product: cyclic nucleotide-gated cation channel subunit A
Exons: 9
Coding region: 1-1680 (559 amino acids)
Biological process (GO): monoatomic cation transmembrane transport
Cellular component (GO): intracellular cyclic nucleotide activated cation channel complex; plasma membrane
Molecular function (GO): intracellularly cAMP-activated cation channel activity; cGMP binding; intracellularly cGMP-activated cation channel activity
Source: RefSeq, a predicted model, not a curated record
AUGCAAGACCCAUCUUCUUACCGCUUGCUGUGGCUAGUCUUCGUGAGUCUGGCCGUCCUCUACAACCUCGUCUUCACUAUCGGCCGCGCCGUCUUCUGGGAGCUGAACCGGGCCAUCCCGACCAGGCUCUGGUGGACAUUCGACAUCACCUCGGACCUCAUCUACGUGCUGGACACGAUUGUGCACGCGCACGAAGCGCAGGUUGUCCUCGCCAUCCUGGUGCUGAUACACUGGAACGCCUGCCUCUACUUUUGGAUAAGCUACAUCAUCGGCUUCGGCACGGACAGCUGGGUGUACAACCUCAAGAACACGACGGCCCUGGACGACAAGAACAACACCCUGUCGCGGCAGUACAUCUACAGCUUCUACUGGUCCACCCUGACGCUCACCACCAUCGGGGAGACGCCGCAGCCGGAGAACGACCUGGAGUACCUGUUCGUGGUGAUGGACUUCCUGGCCGGCGUGCUCAUCUUCGCCACCAUCGUGGGAAACAUCGGCUCCAUGAUCAGCAACAUGAACACGGCGCGCGUCGAGUUCCAGAACCGCAUGGACGGCGUCAAGCAGUACAUGGCGUUCCGGCGGGUGUCCAAGGAUCUGGAGGCCAGGGUCAUCCGCUGGUUCGCGUACACGUGGGCGAACAAGCAGGCCCUGGACGAGGAGAGGGUGCUGGCAGCCCUCCCGGACAAACUCAAGGCCGAGAUCGCCAUCCACGUGCACCUGGAGACGCUCAAGCAGGUCGAGAUCUUCCAGGACUGCGAGCCCGGCUUGCUGGAGGAGCUGGUCCUCAAGCUGCGGCUGCAGGUGUUCAGCCCCGGAGACUACAUCUGCCGGAAGGGCGACGUCGGCAAGGAGCUGUACAUCGUCAAGCGGGGCCGACUGUCGGUCGUCGCGGACGACGGCUCCGUCGUCCUGGCCCGGCUGGGGCCCGGCUCCGUCUUCGGAGAGGUGAGCGUGCUGGAGAUCGCCGGCAACAAGACGGGCAACAGGCGGACGGCCAACGUGCGCUCGCUGGGCUACUCGGACCUGUUCUGCCUGUCCAAGAGCGACCUGUGGGCCGCGCUGGCCGACUACCCGGACGCGCGCCACUCGCUGCUCGAGCGCGGCUGCCAGCUGCUGCGCAAGGACCGCCUGCUGGACGAGGAGGCCUUCGAGCAGGCCAAGAAGGAGCAGGAGACGCUCGCCGAGCGCGUGCUCAGACUAGACGCGUCGCUCAACGAGAUGAAGUUGCGGCUGAACCAGGCCGUGGCGGAGCUGGCCGGCCAGCACGUCCGCCUCAAGCAGCGCGUCUGCCGGGUGGAGGGCCGCCGGGAACGAGGGACCAGUUUACGGAACAACAGACACUCGCACUGCGAGUCCGCGUGCGACGACGCCGGCCUCCUGUGCUGCAGCGGCCGCGGCUCCCGGACGACGCUCGUCCCCGAGGACUCCAUGGCGCCGCUGUCGGCGCCGCCCGUCGUCCUCCUGGGGGCGGCGUCGGCCUCGUCCCGGGCGUCGGCGGUCUCGUCCGUGGACACGGUGAUCGCGGUGGGGGAGGCGGCGGGCCUGGCGGGCUCGGGGCUCGAGGCGCCCGGGCGGCCGGGCCUGGCGCCGACGCGCCGCUCCUUCCAGGGCGUCGCCGCCAGCCACGCCGCCACCUGCGACCACCAAACCAAUUAUCGCCGCAAGCUCAACAGCGUGUGAAUCUGUACAUAGGACGCUUUUAUUUAUUAUCGUCGUUAUUAACAGAAAAUAAAGACACUAAUUUUCUU